Naegleria fowleri is the source of this 909-nucleotide messenger RNA. RefSeq lists its product as uncharacterized. NCBI's taxonomy places the organism in Eukaryota, Heterolobosea, Eutetramitea, Acrasida, Naegleriidae. The record is from RefSeq and is a predicted model, not a curated record. The transcript is spliced from 2 exons. Bases 1 to 909 code for a protein of 302 amino acids.
AUGCAUCCAAGCCGACCUUCCUCUUCGUUAUUGGCAAAUCAAGCCAACCUCUCCGUGUCGCCAGGUGCAAUGGAGAUACAAGAGGUUGUUCUUGAUGAUUUGAAUCCAGCAAGACGUCAGGAAUCACAUCCCUCAACAGGAAAAGCUAAAGUGAGAAGUUCAACAGCCUCAUCUCCGAGAUCAAAAGUGUCAUCAAAAGCUGAAUCCAUUAGAAAGAAAACAUCAGUGAAGGAAGUAGUGUCAGAAUUUGAAUCACUCCGAGCGGAAAACAAUUCUCUUAAAGACAAAUUAGAAGAACAACAAAGCGCUAUUGAAUUUUUACAAAAAGCAGCAGAACAGAGAGAAGCUUUAGUGAAGGAUUUAAAAAAAGAAGUAAGAAAGCUGCGAGUGAUAUCAAAGCAAGAAUUCGACAUGUUUGCAGAGGAAAUGAAAACGAAACAAAUGGAGGACGAAUUUAGAAUUAAGACUUUGACAAUCGAAAAAAGCAAAUUGGAAAGCGAGAUGAACAUUUAUAAAUUCUAUGAAAAAGAAAAUGCAGAAUUAAGAACAAUAGUGAAGAGUUUGCAUUCACAAUUAGAAAAGAUGGCACAGGUCAAGAACAUUGAAUCACAAACAUCAGCUGCCGAGCUGGAAAAAUGGAAAAAGCAAUUAGAGUUGGACUUCAAUGAGAAGCUAUCUGAAAUGUCGCUGCAUUUUGAUUGUUCUCAAAAGAAUGAUACUGUUUGGGAAACAAUUUUGCAAAGUGGAAUUUUCAAAGAGAUAACAGCAAAUCGCCCACCUUCAGAUAUUUCGCUCUUCUUAGACCAAGUAAUAUUAACACUCUCCCAUAACGAAAAAUUGAGAAAAGAAAAGCAAGGUCUAGAACAAGAGCUGUUGAAAAAGAAGAAACAAUUAGAGACCUGCAAAUGA